AUGAUUUACCUAAAAUUAAACCAAGCCUUGGACGGUAUUAGAGAUGAGUUGUGUUUAAUCGAUGAAGAAUUGAAAAAAAUUUUACACAAAGAAAAUAAUAAUCUCGAUUAUCUCAGCCAAGUUAUGAUAUCUGACAACUGUGCAUCUAAAAAGGUGCACACAAUAAACAAAUACUUACAGAACACAUCAAAUAAUUUUGCUAUAACAUAUUCUUUACAAAAUAGUACAGAAACUUUCGACCUUGUCUGUGACCAAAAAGGAGAUUCAGAUGUAUAUAAUUCUGCGAAUCUCACUAGUGAAGGAAGGGAGUUCACCCCUGAGAAGAUGAAUCAGAAGGAGAACCGCAAAAGGGAAGAUUCUACUACUUUGGUUCGCAUGAAGAAUUCUGAACACGUUGUCGAUUCAACACAAAUGGCUAGUUCGAUUCACUUGAACAGCCAUUUCAAUUUAAAUGAAACAUUUCAAACGAAGAGUCAGAAAAAAAACUCAACAAGAAGUGACACACUGUUCAUGAACGAAGGUAUAAAGAAAAAUUCAAUCGAUCAUACGGGUCACAAGUGUAUCCAGAAAGUUGAUAAUCUGAAAUGUCUUUCUAUGGACAGUCAUUCAAAAAAUGAGAAGACGCUUGACGAGGCUGUUUCCAUUCAGAAAAUGGAAAAUUCGAAUAAUGACACUGACGUGGUAGAUGCAUCUCUGGAAACGAGGGAAGUUGGAGAAGUGGAAAUAUUUAACAAAGUCAAAAAAGCGAGUGUUUCUAACGAAGUCAAAGAAGCAGAUGCAUCUAAUGAAGUCAGAAAAGAGAGUGCAUCUAAUGAGGUCAAAAAAGCGAGUGCAUCUAAUGAAGUCAGAAAAGAGAGUGAUUCUAGCGAAGUCAAAGAAACGGAAACAUCUAACGAACUCAAAGACAUGGAUGAAUCUAACGAAGUCAGGAAAAUGAGUGAUCCUAAUGUGGUCAAAAAAGCGAAUGCUUCUAAUGAGGUGAAAAAAGCGAAUGCUUCUAAUGAAGUCAGAAAAGUGAGUGCUUCUAACGAAGUCAAAGAAACGGAAACAUCUAAAGAAGUCAAAGACAUGGAUGAAUCUAACGAAGUCAGGAAAAUGAGUGAUUCUAAUGAAGUCAGGAAAAUGAGUGCAUCUAAUGAGGUCAAAGAAGCGGAUGUAUGUAAUAAUGUCAGAAAAGGGAGUGCAUCUAAUGAGGUCAAAAAAGAGAGUGUUUCUAAUGAGGUCAAAAAAGCGAGUGUUUCUAACGAAGUCAAAGAAACGGAUGUGUCUAAUAAAGUCAGGAAAAUGAGUGCAUCUAAUGAAGUAAGAAAAGAGAGUGCUUCCAAUGAGGUCAAAAAAGGGAGUGCAUCUAAUGAGGUCAAAAAAGCAAAUGCUUCUAAUGAAGUCAGAAAAGUGAGCGCUUCUAACGAAGUCAAAGAAACGGAAACAUCUAACGAACUCAAAGACAUGGAUGAAUCUAACGAAGUCAGGAAAAUGAGUGAUUCUAAUGAGGUCAGAAAAGAGAUUGCAUCUAACGAAGUCAAAGAAACGGAUGCAUAUAAUAAUGUCAGAAAAGGGAGUGCAUCUAAUGAGGUCAAAGAAGCGGAUGUGUCUAAUAAAGUCAGGAAAAUGAGUGCAUCUAAUGAGGUCAAAGAAGCGGAUGCAUAUAAUAAUGUCAGAAAAGAGAUUGCAUCUAAUGAGGUCAAAAAAGAUAGUGCUUCCAAUGAAGUCAGAAAAGGGAGUGCAUCUAAUGAGGUCAAAGAAGCGGAUAUGUCUAAUAAAGCCAGAAAAAUGAGUGCUUCUAACAAUGCCAUAGAAAUGAGGGUGUCCAUAAAAAACUCAGAUCACGCCCCUGAGGGACAGCAAAAACUUCAAAAGUGUACAAUGUAUGGAAAAGAAAAUAGUCAACAGAAAAUCGAAAAGUGUGAUAUCGGUUCGUCUGAGAAUGAUGUAGAUCAAUGGGAAAAGGAUGGGGAGUAUGUGAGAAAUGGUGAAAAGGAAGAAAGGUGCGAUGACGAAAGGAAGGAGUCACCCGAUGACAGAUGCAGAGAGAAUUCAUUCCUGAAUGCAAUACAGAACCUUUUUCUUAGAAACAAAAAAAGUGUUCAGAAGGAGUCAGAAGAAAAACAAGAAAAAGAGAAAGAAGUAGAGAUUUAUAAUUUAAAAAGUGAAAGUGAAAAAUCCCAAAGUAAAGAAUUUAAUAAAACGAAAGAACAUGCUCAAAAUGAUAAUGAAAAUAUACAUGAAAUUAAAAGUUUAAAUAAUCAGAAAGAUGUAGAUUCAGAGAAAAAAUAUUUUGAUAUGGAAAUGCAAAAUGGAAUUUCUGUUUGCACAUGUGUGAAGUCAGAAGGUGAAGAUAUUCAUAUGAACAAUCAGGAGAAUAAUUAUUUAGAUGAAUCUCUAAGUAUGAUUAAAACUAAACUUAGUGUAGAUUGUGUAAUAAAUAAAAGAAACAUGACUAAAUAUGAACAAAAGUCACAUAAUAACGGAGGUGAAACAUACGAUUGCGUAAGCAGAAUACCCAAUCUCGAUAAGGAAAAAUAUACCAAUGCAACUAUCUCCAAAUGUGUAGACUCUACUAAUACAAUAAAUAAAUAUAAAAGUGAAUGUAACACUUGGGGUGAUAUUAAUAAGAGCGAAGAAGAUGGAAAAGUCAACAGAAAAAAAAGUGAAAGAUUUAGUAGUUGUGAUUACAUGGAUGAGGGGCAUAUAAUGAACAAAGUAAACUCAAAAUCAUUUGCAAAGGAUUAUAGAAAUGAAAUGGACAGGAAAGUAACAUGCCAAGAUAAACUGGAUCAAAUGGAAAGAAGCAGAAGUAGAAAUGAAGUUACAUCUAAUGCACAGAACGGAACAGCCAAAUCUGAACCCAUUUAUAUCUCUAGCAAAACUAGCGAAAUGGGAAAAGACAUGGAAAUGCACAACGAGGGAGAGAGUAAACAUUAUCAACAUGCUUCAAAUGAUAUUGACAGUAAUUACAUAAAUAAAAAAAAAAGCGAAAGAUUUAAUACUAUUGUAACGGAUGAAGCAAAUGAAUUGGAAAAGGGUAAAAUAAAAAUGAACGAAGAAAUUUUGAGAAAGCGUAAUUUCACAGGAGCUACAGAUAUGACUAAUGUACCAAGUUCAGGACGAUUCUGUAUGAACGAAUCAGGCGAUUUGAAUGAAUAUAAUGAAAAUAAAUCGUACAUUAACAGUUCAGAAAAUUUGUUGCAAAAAAGUGCCAAUUAUAUACCACAUGCUAACAUAUCACUGUAUUCAACUGAAAAUAUGGAAAGGCCUUCUCGGAUUGGCAGUAAAAAAGAAAUAAGUGUAGAAAAUGAAAAUGAGUUACAUAUAGACAGUGCGAAAAUAUUAAGAACUAACAAUUCAGGAAAUUUAGUCGAAUAUAACACAAGGAAGACCUCAUAUAUAAACAAAUCACACGAUUUGAAUGAAAGAAAUUUAAAAAAAAACUCGAAUAUUAACAAUGUGGAAAUUUUCAAUGAAAAACAUACAAGAGAAGAUUCCUACAUGAACAAGUCAUUCGAUUCGAAUAAAAGCAGUUCAAAGAAGACUUCAUAUAUCAAAAAAUCACGCUAUUUGAAUGAAAAAAAUUCAGAAUUAAAUGUAGACAAUGAGAAAAACAUGGGUAUCAGCAGGUCAAACGGUUUGAAAGAAUCAAGUGCAAAGAAAGAUUCAUGUGUUAACAUUUCAGACAAUUUAAAUGGAUCUCAUUCGAAGGAUGAAUCUUUUUUGACACAUCGAAACAAUUCAAAUAUAAAAAAAUUAAAAAAAUCAAGUGCUAUAAAGUCAGACAUUCCUAACGACCCUACUAAAAACGCCACAUGCAUUAGCGUGUCAGCAUAUUUUAAUGAAAGUAAUACAGAAAAUGGAUCGUGCAUGAAUGGUUUAUCCAAUUCAAAUGAAAAUGAAGCAAAGAGAAACUCACAUAAAAGUAAUUCAGAAGGAAUCGAAGAAAAAGGAGGGAAGAAAAUUUCACUCAUAAACAUAGCAAGCGAUAAUACUGAAAACAAAACAAUGAAGAUUAGCAAUACAGGGAGUUUAAUGGAAUCAAGAGAAGAUCCUCCACAUAUUAUAAAUUCAGAAAAAUUAAGUUACUCAAUUCUGAACACGGGAUCACACGUGAACACUUCAGAUGACGUUCGCAAAGUUAUGGGGAAGAAUUCCAAGAUUAACAGUUCAAGUGAUUUAUCUGAAAACGAGCCAGAGAAGACUACAUAUAUGAACAGGAUAGACGAUCCGAAUGAAAGCACAGAACCCAUCUCACAUAUUAACAGUUCACGUUAUAUAACUGAAAACAACACAGAGACUGAGAAGAUCUUACAUAUAAAGAGAGAAAAAAAUUCUGAGAAAAAUGGUUCAAAGAAAACCUCGUACAUAAAGAUGUCGCAUGAUAUGGGUGGAAAAAAACAUUCAGAAGAAUCAGACAUAGACAAUACGACAAAAUUAAGUAUUAACGGUUCAGAUUAUUUGAAUGAUAGUAAUUCAAGGAACUCUCAGCUCGAAAGGAAUCAACAUUUGAAUGAAUAUGAUAAUACAAAAAAGGGUUCCUAUAUGAAAAGGACAGAUGAUUUGAUCGAGAAUAACGGAAAGGUUUCAUGUUUUAAAAAAUCAGACUAUGCAAAUGAAAGUAACCCGAAGAAGAUUUCACACAUGAACAGUGCAAUCAGUCUCUGUGAGAGAAAUGCAGAUGGAUUCAGUAUUACCACGUCAGACUGUUCGAAUGAAAAAAACGGAGAGAAACCUUCGUAUACUGACAGGUCAGAUGGUUUACAAAAAAACUUCUCCAAGAAGGGUUCUUAUAUUAACAGUGCUGAUGAUGUGAAUGAAGAAGAAGACAGAAAGAUUUUUUCAUGUAUUAAUGGUGAACUCGAUUUCAAUGAAAACAAUUCAAAUGUAUUAACAGGUAUAGGUAACAUGAUGCAACUCAGUAGCAACAUUUCUGUUCAUUCGUUUGAAAAUAGCCCAAAGGAGGAAUCGUAUAUAAGCAAUUCCUGUGAUAUAUUUAAAAACAACCCAAGGACGACCUUAAAUGUGAAAAGGUCAAAAGAUUUAUCUGAAAACAAUGCAGAGAAAAUUAAAUGUAACAACGGAUCAGGUGAUAUGAGUGAAAAUACUUCAAAGAAAUUAAGCGUAGACAAAUUGUCCAACUUUAGUGUUCACAAAUCAGGAGAUGUGAAUGAAAAGGAUUCAAAGGGAGGGUCAUAUAUGAACAGAUCAGGUGGUGUAUCUGAAAACAAAACAGAACAGAUUCCAUAUAUGGACAGGUCAGGUGGUGUAUCAGAAAACAACACAGAGCAGAUUCCAUAUAUGGACAGGUCAAGUGGUGCACUUGAAAAGAAUAGAGAGAAUAUCUCCUAUAUUAACAGAUCAAGCAAUGAGAACGCAAAGCGGUCAAAGAUGGCUUCGAUUAACACCAGAUCAGGAGUACUUAAAGAAAACAAGUCCCACGAAAUUUCUUACAAGAUUCGGUCAGAAUACUCGAAAGAAAACGGCUCAAAGAAAAAUUCCUAUACUAGCAGUGUAGUCGAUGCGAAUGAACACAACAAAAAUAAUUUAUGCAUACAGAGGUCAGGUGGAUUAAUCGAAGGCAGAGAAAACGACACUUGCAGGAAUAGGACAGACGGAUUAAUCGAAGGCAGAGAAAACGACACUUGCAGGAAUAGGACAGACGGAUUAAUCGAAGGCAGAGAAAACGACACUUGCAGGAAUAGGACAGACGGAUUAAUCGAAGGCAGAGAAAACGACACUUGCAGGAAUGGGUCAGGUGGAUUAAUCGAAGGCAGAGAAAACGACACUUGCAGGAAUAGGACAGACGGAUUAAUCGAAGGAAGAGAAAACGGCACGUGUACGAAUAGGUCAGACGGAUUGAUCGAAAAUAAAAACAAGGCUUCGCACACGCACAUGAAUAACGAACUGGGCGAUAUUCAGCCGAAGGAUGGAUCCAGGAAAAAUAGGCUAAUUAGUGAAAAUUUAAAACCGAUUAAAAAAUUGAGAGAAUAUUUUGUUCAUGGGGAAAAUGACUCAGAUUUGUUAACAGACAGGAUGAGUAACACAAGUGGAGAACCACAAAAAGGGAAUUUAAAAGAAAAAAACAAUGAAAAAUACGACUCUUAUGAUUUUAAGAAUAUCACGGGAAAAUAUAAAUUUCAAAUGAACAUGGAAGAGGAUGAAAUAAAUGAAUUACAAAAAAAAUUAAAAGAUGAAUUUCAAAUGCUACAUGCAAUGAGUAAAAAGAAAAAUAGUCUUAAAAACAUAUUCGAAAAUAAUGCACAUGUAAAAUGUAUGACAUCACAAGAAUACAUGAAUAACGAAGACCAGUAUGAUCGGGUUGAUUUAAAACAUUCGACAAGCGUAAAUCCAGAAAAUAAUUUUGACGAAAUGAGUGAAAUGAAUUCGAAGGGAGAUUUACCUGACCUUAAAAAUGAAAGUGUAUUUAAAGACACACAGCCAGAGGAAAAUUGGAGCAUGCUCAAUUUUUCCACGGAAAUGAGUAAUCGCGAAAAGAAGAAGAUUAAAAAGUGGAAGUCACUCAGGAUGUCGAAGGGGUACAAAGACGAUUGGCUUUCUUCUGAUGCCCUUUUAUGGUGUUUUUUGAAUUACAUAGAAUUGAAAAAAAUUGUAAAUAUAACUGAGUUAUCGGUUAAAUUUCAAACAAAACGGGAGAACAUAAGAAAAAAACUUAAAGAACUGGAAGAACUGGACAUGAUCCAAGGAGUCAUGGACAAAGAAGAGAACUAUAUCUACUUGUCACAAGAAGAGGUUACUAAAUUGUGCAUGGAAAUAUUGUCUAUUGAGGAAAUAAAAACUCAAGAAGAUUUUGUAGAAAUAUGUAAUAAGGUCAUAUCUCUAAGGAUUAAUGAUCAGGAUAUCCAAAAAUUAAAAGAAGUGGAGGAAAAAAUUGUAGAGGCCAAUAAAAAAAGAUAUUCUGAUUUUACCUGA
This is a messenger RNA of Plasmodium gonderi, 6918 nucleotides long. RefSeq lists its product as hypothetical. The coding region runs from base 1 to 6918 and encodes 2305 amino acids. The record is from RefSeq and is a predicted model, not a curated record. The transcript has 5 exons. Lineage: Eukaryota; Apicomplexa; Aconoidasida; Haemosporida; Plasmodiidae.